CUGAAAACAGGACUUCAAGCAAAGCGUUUGUAUUCCUUUUGCAGAAAUGUUGCUGAAGUGCUGCUGAAAGGGCCAGAGAUGCCAGGAUUUGGGGCCCAGUGAACCUUAAGCUGCCUGACACUGACCUCCUUUCACUGUUAAUAAAGAAGCAGCAGGAGCUUAGCAUGCAUUAACGCCAGUUUGCUCCUCUGCUAACCGGACACUUUCUGCAGCGAGUCUACAUCGUACAGGACUGGAUCAGCCCAGAAUAAGAUAGUUUCCUAUUGUACUCAGCUUGUAAUAUGCCUCGAUGGAGGAGAGUUUGGUGAGCAUGAGGGAAGACCAUUCUUUUCAUGUUCGUUACAGGAACUCUUUCAUUUUCAAAAAUAUGGUUCCAAAGGGCAGUUUUCACUUGUGAAUGACAAAAAGAGACCUGUGAUUUGAAGUGGCCUAAAUGUAACGACGUCUGGCUUCUGAUGUCACCGACGCCCAUAAUGGAAGCCUCUUGCCUGGAGCUGGCCUUGGAGGGGGAGCGCCUGUGCAAGGCUGGAGACUGCCGCGCGGGGGUGUCCUUCUUUGAAGCCGCAGUUCAGGUGGGAACCGAGGACCUGAAGACCCUCAGUGCUAUCUACAGCCAGCUGGGCAACGCCUACUUCUACCUGCACGAUUACGCCAAAGCCCUGGAAUACCACCAUCACGAUCUCACUCUUGCAAGGACGAUUGGAGACCAGCUGGGGGAAGCCAAAGCGAGUGGUAAUCUGGGCAACACCUUGAAAGUUCUUGGAAAUUUUGACGAAGCCGUAGUCUGUUGUCAGCGACACCUCGAUAUUUCCAGAGAACUUAACGACAAGGUGGGAGAGGCGAGAGCGCUCUACAACCUGGGCAACGUGUACCACGCCAAAGGGAAGAGCUUCAACUGCCCCGGCGCUCAGGACGCGGGCGACUUCCCCGAGGAGGUGCGCGCUGCUCUGCAGGCCGCCGUGGAUCUCUACGAGGAAAACCUAUCGCUGGUGACCGCUCUGGGUGACCGAGCCGCCCAGGGACGUGCCUUUGGAAACCUGGGAAACACACACUACCUCCUGGGCAACUUCAGAGACGCGGUCAUAGCCCACGAGCAGCGUCUCCUUAUAGCAAAAGAAUUUGGGGAUAAAGCAGCCGAAAGAAGAGCGUACAGCAACCUUGGAAAUGCAUAUAUAUUUCUUGGAGAAUUUGAAAUGGCCUCUGACUACUACAAAAAGACAUUGCUGUUGGCUCGGCAGCUUAAAGACAGAGCCGUGGAGGCGCAGUCUUGUUACAGCCUGGGGAACACCUACACGCUGCUCCAGGACUACGACAAGGCCAUCGACUACCACCUGAAGCACUUGGCCAUCGCGCAGGAGCUCAAGGACAGAAUCGGUGAAGGGAGAGCGUGCUGGAGCUUGGGAAACGCGUACACAGCCCUAGGCAACCACGAGCAAGCCAUGCACUUUGCUGAAAAGCACCUGGAGAUUUCGAGAGAGGUCGGGGACAGCAGCGGCGAGCUAACAGCGCGGCUGAACCUCUCAGACCUUCAGAUGGUUCUCGGGCUGAGCUACAGCACAAACACCUCAGUGAUGUCUGAAAACAUUGAAAUUGAUAACAGCUCGCACGGUGCACGCCCCAAGUUUGGACGCCGACACAGUAUGGAAAACAUGGAACUUAUGAAAUUAACACCAGACAAGGUACAGAACUGGAACAGUGAAAUUCUUGCGAAACAAAAACCCCUCAUUGCCAAACCUUCUGCAAAGCUACUCUUUGUCAACAGAUUGAAGGGGAAAAAAUACAAAACUAGUACCUCCACUAAGGUUCUCCAAGAUGCCAGGAAUCCCAUUGAGCACCGAGUUCCAAACCCCCAGAGGCUUUUCUCUCUGUCUCAGAAAUUCAGUGCAGACACGAUGGGAGAGGAAGGGUUCUUUGACCUCCUGAGCCGAUUUCAGAGCAACCGGAUGGACGACCAGCGGUGCUGCUUACAAGACAAGACCUGCGGGACGGCUUCCGGCACAGCUCCGUCCACUCCCCCGAGAGUGAAGCUAAAAACACCAUCUGUCUCCGUGGUGUCCCCCAACACGGACGAGUUUCUGGAUCUCCUGGCCAGCUCGCAGAGCCGCCGCCUGGACGACCAGAGGGCCAGUGUCAGUAACUUGCCAGGGCUUCGUCUGACCCCAAACAACAACCAGUCUGUCCUGGGCCACCUGGUGGCGAGUGACAAGGAGCCUGACGAAGACUUCUUCGACAUCCUCGUCAAGUGUCAGGGGUCCAGACUAGACGACCAGAGAUGUGCUCCUCCCCCCGCUGCCACAAAGGGGCCGACGGUACCAGACGAGGACUUCUUUAGCCUUAUUUUACGGUCUCAGGCGAAAAGGAUGGAUGAACAGAGAGUUCUUUUGCAAAGAGAUCAAAACAGAGACACUACGUUUGGGCCGAAGGGCUGCUUGCAAAGUGAUGCUCUGUUGGAAUUUAAAAAUUCAGGAAGAAAAUAAGCCACUAGUUACUAUGGACGUAUUUUUUAAAGUGACCCUGUGUCCCUUCAGAACGCUGUUCAGGAACUGCACCUACUUCUCUUUCCUGGAAAGGAGGAGUUACGGCAUGUAACAGCGUGCAGGCUGAGGGCGGCGCGCACACUUGGCAUGUACCGUGCAGCGUGUGCACAUGGACACUCACGUGCUCUGUGGACGCGGCCGAGAAGGUGCUUCCCCAGCUUCCGUGAUCCUGCCUGGGACUGUCCUUGGCCGCUCGAUAGUCCUUGGCCUCGGCGCGUCAAGUAGAAAGUUAGACGAACCCGACGACUCUAGUCCCCUUUCUGAGAUCGUAUUUUUAAGCGCUCCAUUGACAAUGGCUUUUUUAUACUUUACAUAUAAAGAGAAAAUAUGUUGUCUAGAAAAAAUGUGCUCGACCAAUGUGCAGUUAUAUAAAAUAGUCCCAUAAAAAAUCUAGGUUUCCCCCCUCUAA
Molecule: messenger RNA, 2946 nt
Organism: Myotis brandtii (Brandt's bat)
Lineage: Eukaryota; Metazoa; Chordata; Mammalia; Chiroptera; Vespertilionidae
Gene: GPSM2
Product: G-protein signaling modulator 2
Exons: 15
Coding region: 456-2477 (673 amino acids)
Molecular function (GO): GTPase regulator activity; protein binding
Source: RefSeq, a predicted model, not a curated record